CGGAACCAUGACAGAAGAUGACGGAUACAGUUGUCGCAGAGGGACAAAUCAAGUUUAGAGAUGGGAAAAAGUGGAAGACUCGGUGGGUCGUGCUUCGUAAGCCCUCUCCGGUCGCAGACUGUCUGUCUCUGCUAGUGUAUAAGGAGAAGAAGAAGGGGAAGGAGAAGGGCAGGGGCCACAAGGAGAGGCUCAAUGUAACACUGGAGGGGAUCUGUGGUGUAGAGCCAGGGCCCGGGUAUGACGGGGUAUCCUACACUCUCUCCAUCCUCUGCCUGGCUCACACGCUGGUCCUGGGCUUCAACAGCCGAGACGCUCUGCUGGCCUGGGAUGCCCGCGUACGCUACAGCCUGGGAGAAGUCCACAGGUUCAGUGUCAAUGUCGAACCGGGUACUAAGCUGGAAAGUGGCCCCGCCUACCUCCAUCUGUGCAACAACCUAUUGGUCCUCACCAGAGGUCUCCCUCCUGUCGUCAUUGGCCACUGGAAGUUGUCAGCGUUGCGUCGAUAUGGUGCUGUGCCACAUGGCUUUGUGUUCGAGGGGGGGACUCGCUGUGGAUACUGGGCUGGUGUUUUCUUCCUGUCCUGUUCAGAGGGAGAGCAGAUCAGUUUCCUGUUUGACUGCAUUGUCAGGGGCAUCAACCCUAGCAGGGCCCCACAUGGCCUGCAACCUUCCCUGCCAGCAGAUCCCAACGCUGACCCAGCUUCAGCAGAGGAGCGAAUCAGUCAGGAGGCAUCAGAGCUGGAGAAAAGACUCAGCAUGUUGUCUCACUGCAGCUUAGCGAGCAGCACAGCCUCCACUUACAACUGCAGCACAUCUGUUGCCGUGGACGACCACAGCAGCAUCUCCAGCUCCUCCUCCAGCCAAUCAGACACAAGCUAUGGAAGCAGACUUCCAUUCUGGGUGGAGCCGUUAGCUAGACCGCAUCUCUCCAACGAGACAACGUCAAGCACCUCCACGCUGAAGGCUUUGACCAGUUCAGAUGAUCGACUUUACGCUGCUGUGAUGGGAGGCUCCGGGACUCGUCCGUCCUCGACCCACCUCCAUCCUCGUGGUCUCCAUGACAGUGGGCGCCAGAGCUCCUUAGACAGUGGCAUUGGGAUAGCGACGGGCAGUCAGUCGUCUUACUCAGGGAGCUGCUCCUCAUGUACGGGGAGUCUGGACACAGCCAGCCAGGGAGGAGGGGAGGAGUUUGGCUCUGUGGCUAGCCUACCUGCUCCUCCUCCUUCUUCACCUCCUUCUGCUCCUCCCCCCUCUUCUCCCCUUCCUCUUCCUCCUCCUCCUCCUCCUCUUUCUUUUCAGUCCACACUCACCUCAGAGUACAGUUCUGCUACCUCCUCCUGCUCUACGAGAUGUAGCUCAUGUGCAUCUCGUAGGCACAGUGAGGAGUACCAGAUCCCCAGCCUGCUCAGACUGCGCUAUGAUACCCCCAGGAGUCUCCUCCAGACCCUGUCCCUGAGGGACACCUCAGCCCAGGGAGCCCCACCUGAGCUGUGCAGGGACAGCAGGAGCAGUGGGGAUGAAAGGGGUAGUCAGGGGUUGAGUAGCAGUCCCAGUGGACCAAGGGCUCAGCGCCAGUCUGUGAUGCAACGCUCGCACUCCUGGGGCAGUGAGAGGGUGCCCUCUGUGGACACUGAGGGGAAGUCCACACCCAGACCCCUUCAGACACCCUCAGGCCUGAUUUGUAAAGAAACACAGUGCAAUCAUAGUUUAGACAACUACAUUACACCAGACCAGUGGCGCUCAGCGAAGAAUAGAUGCUUGACGCAGGUUGCCAAUUCAUCAGGCCUUUCACCAUCUGCAGAUACACAAGAUCCUCCUCUCUAUGUGAGGGAGGAACAUGAUGACAGUGUGGAUGUUGGGAAGAAGUUGGCAGGUCUGAAGAAGUCGUUGCCCUCUCUGCCACCUCCUGCCCCUCCACCUCUGCCUAUCGCACUGAGCAUGUAUAGACCAACAUCAACCUGUGGUAUGAUCCAGCCUCCUCUGUCUGUGCCCCUGGACACUGGGCUCCAUUGUGACAGCAGUAUUAAUUAUGUCAACAUCCCCAUUAGCCCCCUGCCGGCUAAAACUAACAGAGAGCUCCUGUACACGGAGCUGGACCUGCAGGAGCCCGGCUCAGCUCCAGUCUCCAGUCCACAGAGUGCUGUCAGAGGUAACACUUUGCAGCUCCUCAGACCCAAAGAGGGCUCCAUCAGGUACGCCCACCUCGACAUCACUGCUAUGGAAACGGCUCAGAGAGUGGGGGCGGAGCAUGUUCAGGGCAGGGAGGACAGACUGACUCAGCUGGAGAACAGACGACGAGGGCCACCAAUCUGACUCUGCAACGCCCAGCUCUGUGACACUUUAAAAUAGUUUUCAUCGCUGAUUCUCUCGAUCUCUUUGAAUAAGCUAUAAUGCUCAGAUGCAGUUGAUCAUCUCACUUAAAAACACACACACACACUCAGUUGUGCCAGUGUACAGAAAUUCCCACAAACAAUCCAUUCCACUAAAAAGAAGAAAAUAGGAAAAUGUCUGGGAAGUCUCUUAUGCAGCUGCCAUCAUGGAUGCGUUUUGUUUAUAUGGUGUAAUUAUUUGUAUACUUAGACAUGAAUUUGUGUUGGGUUUUUCUACCCUAGGAAUGUUUCUUUUUGUGGGCUGCAUGGCACUUAAGUACGCUGAGGCAACUGUUGAUGGAGGAACCAUUUUGUUAUGUGCCUCCUAAGAUUCUCUCAGGAUGACUGGAAUAAAAUGGUCUAAAUUAUGAGGGAAUGGCACCAAAAGCUAAUGCUCACCACUGACAUUACAAAUGGGAGACACAGAUUAACAGCAGCUGUUGUAGUUUGUUGUAAUGUGUUUGAACUUCUGGCUACGUUUACCUUCUUCAGACUGUUUGGGUGUGGCUGUGUUUGUUGUUACCUCUCUUGCUAAGAGUUAUCAACUGCCAUUU
Toxotes jaculatrix (banded archerfish) is the source of this 2922-nucleotide messenger RNA. RefSeq names its product protein Dok-7-like. The record is from RefSeq and is a predicted model, not a curated record. Bases 18 to 2312 code for a protein of 764 amino acids. Gene Ontology annotation, biological process: neuromuscular junction development; positive regulation of protein tyrosine kinase activity. Gene Ontology annotation, molecular function: protein kinase binding. Lineage: Eukaryota; Metazoa; Chordata; Actinopteri; Toxotidae. The transcript has 13 exons.